AUGGCCAAGUUUACACCAGACGAGGUGGCAGCGCUGCAACAGGGAGCCAACCAGCGGGCACGAGAGUACUUUCUCCCAGUAGGCGGCCGAGCCCCUCCCAACAGCAAUGACCCCCAGCCUGUGAGGGAGUUCAUUCGAGCUGUCUUUAUGGAAAUGAAAGGCGAUGUGACGCGCACCCUUCUCCCUUCCCACAUCCGCUUACUUCCCCCUCUCAUCUUGCCAACGCCCCUCCAUGGUGAUGGUGAUGGGUAUAGUGGUGAUGGUGAUGGGUAUAGUGGUGAUGGUGAUGGGUAUAGUGGUGAUGGUGAUGGGUAUAGUGGUGAUGGUGAUGGGUAUAGUGGUGAUGGUGAUGGGUAUAGUGGUGAUGGUGAUGGAGCUCUCCCUCGGGUCGAACUCAUUCUAUGGACGGUUCCCCUCUGCCUCCUUCCCCCAGCCCUCCGAUCUCCAAAGCAGCAGCAGCGCCCGCGCCUCUCUCUCCUUUGCCUGCACAUCUUGUCUUCUCCCUUCUCUCACCCUCACCGUUUUACACCCCUGCCUCCCCCAUUUGUUUCCCUUCAGAGCUCUCCCUCGGGUCGAACCCACUCCAUGGACGGCUCUUCCUCCGCCUCCUUCCCCCAGCCCUCCGACCUCCAACGCAGCAGCAGCGCCCGGGCCUCUCUCUCCUUCUCCCCCACUCUCCCUCCUUCCCACAACCACAAGCAGCCGCAGCAGCAGCCACAGCAGCAGCAGCAGCAGCAGCAGCAGCAGCAGCAGCAGCAGAAGGCUCUACCACCACGCAAAUCCCCUUCUCUUUCUGCCAACAGCAACACCAGCGCCAGCACCAGCACUGGUGCGAGAUUCCCUGGCAGCAGCAGCACGAGUAGCACUAGGUUCUCUAACAUCCCAAGCAGCAGUGGUGAUGGGGUGGAUGCGCCUUCCCACCCAUACCAGUCCCCGCCCUUACAGUCACACCCAUACCCUCAGGGCGGGGUUAUGGGGAGCCCAGGGGGAGUGAUGGGGAGUGCAGGAGGAGUGACGGGAAGUCCAGUAGGGGGUAUGGGGAGCGCUGGGGGAGGUAUGGGGAGUCCAGGAGGGGUUAUGGGAAGUGCAGCUGGGUUGAUGGGGGGAGGGGUUAUGGGGAGCCCAGGCGGGGUUAUGGGGAGCGCAGGGGGGGUGAUGGGGAGCCCAGGGGGGGUUAUGGGAAGUCCUAGAGGGGUGAUGGGUAGCUCAGGCGGGGUUAUGGGGGGCACAGGGGGAAUGAUGGGAAGUCCAGGGGGAACAAUGGGCAGCCCAGGAGGGGUGAUGGGGGGCGCAGGGUUGGCUAUGGGAAGCCCAGGAAGAGCGAUGGGGAGCCCAGGUGGGGUUAUGGGGAGCGCAGGGGGAGCGAUGGGGAGCCCAGGGGGAGCGAUGGGGAUUCCAGGGGGGGCGAUGGGGAGCCCAGGUGGGGUUCUGGGAAGCGCAGGGGGCCCAAUGGGGAGUCCAGGGGGAGCCAUGGGGAGCCCAGGGGGGGCUAUGGGGAGCCCAGGGGGGGCUAUGGGGAGCCCAGGGGGGGCUAUGGGGAGCCCAGGGGGGGCUAUGGGGAGCCCAGGGGGAGGAGCAAUGGGCAGCGGAAGAGCUGCGAUGUGGAGCCCUGCAGGCGUCAUGGGAAGCCCUGGGAUGAGGCCAUCUCCGUUGGGGUCUCCCGGAUUGGUAGGCUUCCCUCCCACUCACACGUGCUGUUUACUUGAGGGUAGUGAGACGCCUUUUGAGGCGCCUCAGAACGCCCUGCAGGCGUCAUGGGAAGCCCUGGGAUGA
Molecule: messenger RNA, 1773 nt
Organism: Closterium sp. Naga37s-1
Lineage: Eukaryota; Viridiplantae; Streptophyta; Zygnematophyceae; Desmidiales; Closteriaceae
Source: the annotation of a GenBank genome assembly